Messenger RNA from Cladocopium goreaui, 994 nucleotides. The record is from the annotation of a GenBank genome assembly. Lineage: Eukaryota; Dinophyceae; Suessiales; Symbiodiniaceae.
CACCAGCUUCAGCUCCACGUGUGCAGUGGCAUGCAGUCGAACGAUGACGGGCACAACUUUUGGAUGCAAUCCUCCAGGGUGUGCUUUUAUGCAGCUUACGGCACAACAGGUGUUGCAGCAGUGUGGUUUGCCUUCAUCAACUUCCUUGGGGAUGAGCUGUACCAUCCCUUGGAUUUCUUCUCAAACAAGAUGCGCACGAGGCCGUACUGGUACUUGCUGGUCCUUGCAGCGACGGGCGGUCUCUUAGGCAUAGAUAUGGCAAGUGGCUAUUUGGACGAGCUUUCAAAUACUCUGCCAGAACUUGUAGUUUGCACAAAUCUGCAGGGCUUCGUCCUCGUGGGAAGAAUGAUGCUUUCUGAAUCUGCUGGUGCAGCAAUGGUGACAAUGCUUGCCCACAUGAUCAUCACGAAGGGCCUGGUUGUGAUCGUAACAGUUCCUACUGCACCCUUCAUGCCUGGCGCGGUAUACUCGAAUGCAUACUUCCUGCUGUACAUGUUCUUUGUUUUCUUCCUGAAGGUUGCGGCAGAGCGUCAUGCACGUUAUUUGGUGAGAAUAGAGUACCAUUCCAAGUUUGUUUUGAAAGAUGGGGCCGAGCGUGUCCCAAAGCUAUGGGCGCAAACGAUUCUACGUGGUUGUCCCAUUCUACUUGUUGUUACUGACAUCUUGUUCCUGGCCGUCUAUUUGAUUUCUCGAGGAGAGUACGGAAAGACCAUCACCAUUCUAUACUUCAUCAUUGCUUUGGCCAUGCUGUUGGGCUGUUGCUCCCAGUACAAAUCUGGCACCACCGUGGAGUGAGCUUGGUCCCACACAACUUCCAGUUUGGCAGUAGAUUCAGGAUGAUUCAGAGACCUCAAAUUUGGGAUCUCACUCAAGCAUACUCGGCAGCCAUUGCCUUCAUCAAUACGAUGAAGGCCUGAAGUGUGUGCUGCCCGCAAUGCCCGCAUCAAAGAAAGAUGUGGGGAAAAUGUACGCUCCAAGUCUUCGCAAGUCUUGC